This is a messenger RNA of Cololabis saira (Pacific saury), 3074 nucleotides long. It is a transcript of the gene ano9b, whose product is annotated as anoctamin 9b. Gene Ontology annotation, cellular component: plasma membrane. Gene Ontology annotation, molecular function: chloride channel activity; protein dimerization activity. The transcript is spliced from 25 exons. Gene Ontology annotation, biological process: chloride transmembrane transport. The coding region runs from base 279 to 2639 and encodes 786 amino acids. The record is from RefSeq and is a predicted model, not a curated record. NCBI's taxonomy places the organism in Eukaryota, Metazoa, Chordata, Actinopteri, Beloniformes, Belonidae.
GCACACCUGUAGCCGCUCACGCGCACAUGCCCCGCUGGCCCGCAGGUAUGCGGAAGUGAGGUGAAGAGGUGAGCAGAGUUGUUUUUGAGCGCCUGUGCCGGACCCGCGACCCGAGCCGGGUCGAGCCGUGAUGGGAGGACGCCGCUGAGCACGGACGGAUGGACGGAUGUCUGACCGCGCUGGAAGGCCCUGAACCCCCCGCAGCAUGUUCUUCAAGUGCAAGGAGCCCUGCGAUGAACUGGUGACCUGUCCAGGUGAACCCCUGCCUCUCGCCUGCAAUGAGAUGUAAUAGGAUCCAGCAGAGCCCCGAGACCCUGCAAAAGAUGAAGCGGGAGUCGUUCGAGCUGGCGGACCAGCAGAAGGAGCCGCUCAGCAGCGAGCCUCUGCUCCGCUCCCUGCCCGCCCAGAGGACGUUCGACUACAUCUUGGUCGCCGACAAGGUCGAGGAUGAAACGGACCAGAAGUUCAUGAGACAGGAAGCUUACAUCGAUGAGUUGAAAAAGAAAAACAUCACCGUCGCAAGAAUCGUUCAAGAAGACAAAGUCUUCUUUGGCCUGCGCGCUCCCAAUACGAUGUUUGAAGAUUAUCAGUAUUUGCUGAAAGUGUCCGACUCCUGCAACUGGUCUGGAGACAGUAUGACCCAGGCCAACAGGAUCCGGAUUGUUCAUUUCAUUCUCAACAGUACGUUCAUCGACACAGAAGGAUCUAAGUCCAACCUUAAUGAGCUGAUUGCGAAGGGGGUGUUUGACACCAUGUUCUGCCUCCAUGAGAAAAAGGAGCAGAAAAAACUAGAAAAGAACUGGGCUCGAUGGUCGGCUCUUUUCACCAAACAACCUGUCAGCGAUGUCAGGUGUUACUUUGGAGAGAAGGUGGCGCUGUACUACCUGUGGCUGGGCUGGUACACCAAACUGCUGGUUCCAGCUGCUGUCCUGGGGGUCAUCGUGUUCCUGUAUGCACUCGCCUUUUUCAACAGCAACCCUCUCAUUAAGGAAGUGUGUCAGUCCAACAUCACCAUGUGUCCUCGCUGUGAUAAGGCGUGUGACAUGUGGCAGCUAUCAGAGACCUGCACCUACGCUAAGGUCAGCCAUUUGUUUGACAAUGAAGGGACUGUGGCGUUUGCGAUGUUCAUGGCAGUCUGGGCCACGCUGUUCCUGGAGCUGUGGAAGAGACACUUGGCAAGACAUGUCUCUGAGUGGAAAGUUUAUGACUGGUGUGAGGAGGAGGAGGAGCUGAUCAUGGAAAUCGUCAAUGAUCAAAACUGCAAACCUAAAAAGUUCCGCCACUCCUACCUGCGCAGUACCCUGGUCCUCAUCCUGGUAACAGUCAUGUUGAUGUUGAUCAUCGGCCUGGCUAACAUUCUCGUGGUGUUUCGGGUCGUGGCCGCCCCCCUGAUGUCGGACAGCGAGUGGGAGUUUUUAAAAGACCACGCCAACACCGUGGCGGUGAUGCUGGGAGCAGUGCUGCACUACAUCACCAUCCAGGUCAUGACUCGGGUGAACCGCGAAGUGUCCCUCAAGCUCUGUGCACUAGAGGAGCUGAACUCAUUCGCUGCCAGAGAGAGAAGCUUCACCGUCAAGAUGUUCACCUUCCAGUUCUUCACCCUCUUCUCCUCCCUCUUCUAUGUGGCCUUUUUCCUGGGCAGGAUAAAUGGCCAUCCGGGGAACUAUGUGCGCCUGGCGGGGUUCAGGCUGGAGGAGUGCCAUCCCAGCGGCUGCUUGACAGACCUCUUCAUCCAGAUGGCCGUGGUCAUGUUGCUCAAACAAACUCUCAACAACAUCUUUGAGUUCACCAUACCCUGGGUGCAGAGCCUAAUUAGCAAAAAAGUGGCGAAGCGGCUGGUGAGGAAGUGUGGCCACUGCUACAAGAAGGCCUGCCGUGACGAGGAGGGGCGCGUGGAGCCGUGUGACAUCUGCAAGAUACGGGAGUGGCUGCGCAACUACAACCUGGCCAACUCGGACGCCUUCAACCUGUUCAACGAGUUCCUGGAGAUGGUGAUGCAGUUCAGCUUCACCACCAUCUUCGUGGCGGCGUUCCCCCUGGCACCCCUCCUGGCUCUCGUCAACAACAUCUUUGAGAUCCGGCUGGACGCCAUCAAGAUGGUCAGUCUGGAGAGACGAGCCGUCCCCCGGAAGACCAACGACAUCGGCGUGUGGACGAAGAUUCUGGAGGUGAUGGGGGUUCUGGCGGUCAUCGCCAACGCUCUGGUCAUCGGCGUCACAUCAGACUUCAUCCCCCGCCUCGUCUAUCGCUACAUUUACGGGCCGUGUGCGACCGGAACCAGCUCCGUGCACUGCAUGGAGGGCUACAUCAACGACACGCUGACCACGGCCUACAUGAACAACAGGAAUGAGUUCCUCCUCCCGGCGGACAGGGCGCUCCACAACGUCACGCAGUGCAGUUUCAGAGAUUACAGGAGCGAGGAGGAUUACACGCUGACCAAGCAGUUCUGGCUGGUCAUGGCUAUGCGCUUCGCCUUCGUCGUCCUCUUCCAGCACGUUGUGGUGAUAUGCAAGUUCAUCGCUGCCUGGUUCGUCCCCAACAAUCCCAUACGGGUGAAGAACCAUCGCCUGGACGACAAGUUGCGUCGGCUGAAGGAGGAGUUACGUGAAGUCAAAGGCAGCAGAUCGACAGAAGUCUGACCUCAGAUCUGACCUCAGAUCUGCUCCCAGCGACGACUCCCGGCUGCUUGAAGAGUGAAAUGCAAAGAUUCUUGUUUAUAUUUAGUAAGUUAUACCUGCUGUUAAACCAUUCUGGACUUUAACUAAAAAAAACACCAGUUUUGUGUGUGAGCAUUUUAUUGGACAACAAUUGAAAUCUUAUUUUUUAUAAAUAUACAGUAUAUUACAAUGCAAACGAAGUUAAAAAUAAUAUUGUUCAAUGGCUUGUUUGAUAAGACAUGUUCAGAUACAUUGGUAAAGUUGGAUGUGAGCUGCGCCAGACAUAACUGGGACAACAAUUGUUUUGUGUUGUCUAAACGUAGCACAAAAAGUAAGUAAAUUUGUGUUUGCCUGUUUAUUUCUCUGUUAUACCAAUGCUUCUUGGUAAUAAAACGUUAUGUUUAUGUUCCUUUGAAA